UGAAUUGUAGAUCAUUACCACUUGAUCAGAAGCGCUCCCAGUUCGACAUGGUUCUUCAGCGGUUCCGACUAUCAGGUUUCCGUUGUUUGAUUUGCAAGAAGAAAGGAGCACAAAUGGUGGCUAGACUACGAACGCCAACAGGCAGAACGAGAAACUAGUUGUUUCAUCGCAGUCGUGGUUCAUCAAGAAAACUACUUCAUCCGAGCUAGUAUACUACAUCACAAAGUUAUAAAAAAGCAUCCCCAAAACCACGACCGGUUCACUACCGUUCUGCCCACGAUUGUGUCGUCCUUUUUUUGUUUUCUAGAGCUUCGCGUUGUUGCUCUUGGUAGACUGGACGCACCUUCUGACUGCCAUUUUUUGUAGAUUUUGAUUUAUUUUUUCUGAAAAAUUAUACACCCAGACGAGGUAAACUAAAAGUUCCUAGCAGGAACAGCACGACGACGACGUCAGCAUCCUCGCCCAACUCUACUCUUAUCACAGCCGCGAAAACCAGAGUUCGAGCUCCCGCUCCAGCUUCACCGGAGACUCAACGGAAAAUCUCCUAGACGUGUUGCCAUAAGUAGUACGCGUUGUACAACCCUUAUCGGCACCAGCCCUACGGCUACGUCGGCCAGCAGCGGUGGUAGAAGAGCUGCAUAGAACAAGAAGAGGAGCUUCACACAAGCUAGAGAAGCAGUGGUGCUCGCAAAAAGAUAUUACACCGCUUCGUCACGACUCUUUCUGGGAACACGGCAGUUUACGUUCCAUUCUCGACACGACGUUUUCCGCGUUGGAAGCUCUCGUCGAAGGAAACGAAGGAAACAUUAAAGAUUCGUCCCCUAGCAGGGCUCUACUACUCUAGAAGCGGAACAAGAACGAACAAUAACAAUUGAUUUCUGGCGCUGGAGCAGCAACUGGAACUACACGAAGUUAGUAGCACUACGAGGCAGGAUAUCGCAAAAGAAAAGUGUUACAGUUACACAUUGUGUUGCAGGACAAGCAAGUUCUGUCAUGCCGGAUAUACAUAGGAGCCUCGAGACCUAAGUGUUUUCCCGUAGGAUUUCUGCAUAAUUUCAUGCAGAGAAAUUUGUGUUCUUGCUGAAUUGACAACAAAUGUGUAACUGUAACACUUUUUUCGUGGAAUACAGGAGUGCUGACAGGACAUCACAUCGAACAAGGAAGAUACGACCUCCACCUGCUGGUCGUGCUCCUGUCGCCCAGCAUGACAAACAUCAAAUUUUCUGACCCGUCCGCCGGCAUUUUUUCCCUGCGGUCGCGGAUGAACACGACCAGCAUGUUGACCAAGAAGAUGUGGAACAAUCCUUCGACUUUCUCCAGGGAUCACGCCCUUCACUUUUCGCUGAAAACUUUCGUGUGCCGAUUCCUCCUGCCCCUUUUCCUCGCCACGUCGUUGUUGACCGGCGAGGGAGUGUGGGCUACACCGGUUCAACUGCAGUUUCGCGGGGCUAUGCAAUGCAAAAGCAUCGUAGUCGUACUAGUAUAAAUUGCAUACACAUCUUAGCCCUGCAUUACAAAUUGAAUUUGUAAUGCUGAUUUGCCUUCAGAAAGAGAUUUGUAAUGCAUAAAUGCAAUUACUACGAGCGCGAUACUUUUGCACAGGAUAUCGGCGAUCGAGGCAGAACUACAAGUGGACUACGACACGACGGAACUCCAGUUAUCCUGAUGUAGAGAUAGAGAAUCGUACCUGGUGGACCACUGUGUCAUGCAAUUACGCAUGACAAAGUCAUGUCAAACAAGACAAAAUGAGUCUAAGUACUACCGUGCCUCCCGAUUUAGCAUUCCACGUAAGUAAUAAAUGACUCAUACUGAGUGCCAAGAGGGACAAAUCGGGUUGCUACGUAAUGCGGUACUUCUUUGCGGUGCAUACCACUUUCUGCACACCUUCGUGGAAGCCGAGGUGGGAAAGAAGUAUGGUCCCGGAAAGCCGGCUAUCAACCAAAUAAAAAGUCGUGUUAUCGUCACAGAUUGCUGACGGUCGUCAGCUUCACAGAUUGCAGCUAUGCAUGAAGAAUGUAUUUUGCUUAGCACGUAUGCAAUACAAAUUCCAGUGAUGUCUAUCACCAUCUACAUCUUUCUACAUCUUCAUGCGUUCCUGCAUGACAUUCGUUGACGUUAACACUACUUUUUCCUGUGAUACUGGCAUCCACUGGCGGGUUGCAUCUGCUCGUCGCCGCUGGUGAUUCCGGACAGAAAACGGUGUUUAAGACCACGCCCCAGACCUUCAGUUCCGGCACGACUCCGCCUCAACUGCGCCGCACAUUUAUGAAAGCGACGUACUAGUAUGGAAACCCGUAGUACCACGUUUAGUUGCAAUUUGUCAUGCCGUUUUUGCAUUGACGAAGAGAAAAUUUGAAUUACGCAUAUUUUUACGUGAGGAGGUGGAGGCGGUGAGGGUACUUAUUCCCAUGAUGCCUAAUACUAGUAACUCUUGUACGCUUACCUAGUUGCUGCAGCCCUGACCACCGCCAACAAAAGUAAAUUUGCGACGCUGGAGCGAGAUCUGACAUUUUGCUCUUUCUCAUGCUCAUCAGACAGCGACAUGCUGCAAGAGCAAGAACAGCUGAUGUUGGAGUUGGUGGUACUACCCUUGCGAACCAUUCUUCCCGUUCAUAACUCUGAAAGACCAGCUGCAAAGCGAUUCCUCCGGGAGACACCUGGUGGAACAAAUUGAGCAGUACUACGCGGGUGGUGCGCACCAGCGGGAGCCGCGACCUCCUGCCGUGGGCAUUGUUCCCGGAUUAGCGCUUCCCCCGGCGAGGACCGUCGGAAAAAGCAAGGAUACCGGGAGGACUUUGUUCCAGCUUCCGAUGGAGGUCAGACUGCUCGCCGAGAAUGUUCCACCUCCGGACAAAUCACGAGGAUAUCCAGGAAAAAACACCCAUCUUCCCUAGUAUCCAACUUGUCAUGCAAAACAUGCAGCAAAUCCUGUGUUUGUCAUGCAAAAUCUGGAUGAGGAUCAUGGGUCUUUUUUUUUUGGAUAGAGGACGGGGGACUGCUAGCGCUAGUACCCCGACUGACUCCUGGGGCCCCGAGGGACCGCCGGUGUACACGGUAUGAGCGGGGAAAAGUAGUUUCUCAUCAACAUCAAUCAAUUUCAAUUUGCGAUAACGUAUGAACCAAUGCAAUCCUGCACAACCAUCUUUUUUUUCAGGCGGCGCAUUGAUGACGCAUGAAGAACGCUACAGAUUGAUAAAUUUGGUGAUCAUGAGAAAGAUUUUCCGCCGCUGCAUACACGGACGAAGUGAUCAAGUGGAUGCGGGCCAAUGGGUAUUUUUCAGUACUUGCGCUACAAGAGCGGUAAGGAUCGAAAACUAAUGCAGCAACACAAUGGAAUGGUCCUCAUCUUGAUUUUUUCCUAUUUCCGUGCUGCCCAACAUAUUGAUUUAACAACAUCAGAUCCGCCUUACCGCCACCGACGGAAUCGUACCUCGCAAUGGUGGACCAGCAACGAGUAUCCUGUGCAAGCAUGUCGUAGACCGAGUGCGCGCAGCUGCUCUCAGCGAACACCAUACAGGAGCGAGGUUUUUGGUCAGUUUGCUAACAAGCUUCGAUCAGCAUCAUGAAAAAGAAUAACGAACGAUGAAACACCCGGAGUUUGUCAUGCAUGAAACAAUUUUGUUUUUGUCAAGCAAUCACCAGUGGCGUCGGUGCUGUUCCCGGAAGAAAAUUUUUGUAUGUUCUAUUGGAUAUAAUGGCAUUCUUGCGGUGCAUAGCGGGAUGACAUUCCGAUGGGGAUGUCGCCGAGCGAGUACGAGCGGUAUGAUCUUGAUGCCUGGUGGGAAAUUCUCCCAGGGGAAAUGCUCUGCCAUGUAUUAAGAAGGUGCUGGCUUCUACAACCGGGAGCAGCACUCAGAUGCAUCAUUUUUUUUUGUAAGCGGCGCACGACAUCCAAUUUUGCCGAUGGAUCAUUAGCGUCAAUCUCAAUAUGUUGUUGACAACAACAGUAUUCUUAGCACAACAGUUGUGCUGAUCAUUAGCGCAACAGUUGUGCUGAUGAAUAGCACGAAGACUGUGACAAGCACUCCUGUCGUUCUCUCCAGUCACCUCUGGGCGUAAACACUAAACAGACACAGAGGACCUAUAAAUAAGUACGCACUUUUUACAAAGUUCCUUAAUUUCCUUCUCCGCAGCGCAGAGACAGACUGAGACGGAUUCUUCAUGCGCUGCAAGUCAUGUUCUGUCCCUCGCAAGGGCGAUUUCCCACCGGGCGACGAAUUCAUAACGAGCGCCGGCAGCGCCGGCGUCGGGAGGAAAAUAGUAGCCAGGACGAUAUCAUGGGCAGUACGGAAGGAGCCCAAGUCGCCGGCGCAGAAGGAGGCUCGCGGCAGCAAACCGGAUCGGGGUCCACCGGGGUUCAUCGUCGAGGGCGGCCCUAGGUCGUUUAUGUUGAUCGGAAUCCUAGUCCACUUAGUUUUCAUUCGUGGAAAAUGCUUAGAAAAUCAAAUGGUGUUGUAAGUUCUCAACUGUUUAAAGGAGUUCGCGCUGCACCUCCGCUUGUUGAUACACUGCACUCGUUGAUGUGGAAAAUAUUAUAUGUGAAAGAUGAUUUCAUCUUAUGUCGAGGAGCUCGAGAUGCAAUUAAUACAUUUACUUCCGUCUGGAUGAACAAGGGCCGAGUUGGAGUUUUAUUCGGUGCGCACCGAAUGCGACUUUGCAGCUGAGUUACCUAUUGCGAGAGAAAAUGAAUUCCAGCGGCUUUCUCGCGCGCCCGAAGAUUUGCGUUGAUUUUUGAAAGACCAGAAGAAACUAUAUACAUAAAGCGUUGCUGCAGUACAAGACUACCAUGUGUAUGCACGACAAGGCAAAAUCGAUAUUGAAGCACUAAAGCCAUGAAUCAUGUUCCUGCCCGUCCUCGUGUAGUGGCACCAUCUCCAUCAAAAGGGCCGCGCAUUUAAGAAAAUCAGAU
Messenger RNA from Amoebophrya sp. A120, 4909 nucleotides. Lineage: Eukaryota; Dinophyceae; Syndiniales; Amoebophryaceae. The record is from the annotation of a GenBank genome assembly.